This is a messenger RNA of Trichoderma reesei QM6a, 945 nucleotides long. RefSeq lists its product as uncharacterized. The record is from RefSeq and is a predicted model, not a curated record. NCBI's taxonomy places the organism in Eukaryota, Fungi, Ascomycota, Sordariomycetes, Hypocreales, Hypocreaceae. The annotation marks the transcript as partial. The transcript is spliced from 2 exons.
UCGCUAGAGCAAGAAAGCGUUGUGACAAAACUCGACGACAUGACCUUUGCCGCCAAUCUCUCCCCAAGCUUCUGCAUAGGCGCAGUCCCCAACGGAGGCUACGUCGCCACAAUCUUUCUCCGCGUAGCAAAGGAAUACCUCGCCCCCAGAAAUCAGCCAGACACAAUCAGCGCUCAUUGGGAAUUCCUCAACCGCACAAUCUCCGGCCCAGCUAUCCUCACCGUCGAAGAGGCCAAGCCAGGCCGAUCCAUCACCGUCCUGCACGUCUCCCUUUACCAGGGCAAUCUCCUAUCCCAAGCACCAUGGAUCACAACAGGAGAAGGCAAGCAAAAGUCGGAAAAGGUCGUUGCCGCGUAUCUCACCAACAGGAGCAUCGCUGCAGAAAAGGGCAUCAGUUAUGCCACGGGAUGGUCUCUCCAGCCAAGUUCUCCUCCGCCAGCAGACUUUUCGAAACUCCUCGCAAAUCAGGAUCCUCAAUGGGGACCCCUCGAUCUGUUGAUUCAGCGAAGAGUUACCGCCAUUCAACAGCUUCGGUUCUUCUAUAACCGCAAAGCGUUUGCUAAUUCAGAGGGCGCCUCUUCAUUUGAUCUUUGGAUGUGCAACGCCAACGGCGAGCCCUUUACAGCUCCGGCUCUGGGGUUCGUGAUUGACAGCACGGCGGCCUUCAUCACAGAAAUGCAUCGACCUCGAACAAAAGAUGAUCCUCCGGCUGCGGGAGGUGCUCUCACGCGCAAGACGGGCUUGUGGUAUCCCACGCUGGCGAUGAAUUUGGAGGUAAAGAAGGCGUUUCCGGAAGGGGGCGAGCAGUGGUUGUUUGUACGGACCUCGUCUAAGCAGGUGCUCAAUGGCAGGUUUGAUGUCGAGGUGAUUGUGCUUGAUAGGGCGGGCGACUUGGUUGCUUUGAGUCAUCACGUUGCCAUGAUUGUGAGUUCUGAGAGGAACACG